Scatophagus argus is the source of this 4662-nucleotide messenger RNA. RefSeq names its product RNA-binding protein 15-like. The transcript has a single exon. Bases 196 to 2709 code for a protein of 837 amino acids. Gene Ontology annotation, biological process: regulation of alternative mRNA splicing, via spliceosome. Gene Ontology annotation, molecular function: mRNA binding. Gene Ontology annotation, cellular component: nucleus. The record is from RefSeq and is a predicted model, not a curated record. NCBI's taxonomy places the organism in Eukaryota, Metazoa, Chordata, Actinopteri, Scatophagidae.
UUUCUACAGGCGCGUAGGCGGGACUUCUGGUACAGUAGUGCUAGUAGUAGUCCAAUAUGGCGGUUAUGUCCCUCGCUUGAUAGUGUGGUGGAAGCCGCGAAUAAGUUAAGGUAGUUCAGGUGUGUUUCAGAGCAGGAAGAGACGGUAGAAUCUGACGGUUUAGCGGCUGCAGGCUGCAUAUACCGGCAGUUGGAGAUGAAGGGGAAAGAACGAUCGCCCAUGAAGAAACGCUCCCGAGCGCCAGAUGAUAGCAGAGAGCGAGGAGGAAGCCACUCGAACGGCAAGAAGACCGGAGCCUUGUCGACCGUUGGAAGCAACAAUGGCAACGGUUCAACUCAAAGAAGAAGUUUGCACAGUGAGAAAAAGGACAUGAGGGAUUCAGACGGACACGGUUCGUCCGGUCGGGGCGGUAGCGGUUACGACUAUGGAGUUAUUUCGCUGAACAAGCCGUACGGCGGCGCUGACAUCACUGCGGAAACAUCCAGGUCCGGUUCACGCAGCGACUCACGGCCUCCGUCAGACCCCGAAAGUGAGUACAAGACUCUGAAAAUAAGCGAACUGGGCUCUCAGCUGAACGACGAGGAGAUAGAGGACGGACUGUUUCACGAGUUUAAGAGAUUUGGCGACGUGAGUGUCAAAAUAAGUCGAGAAAACGACGAGAGGGUGGCUUUUGUGAACUUCAGGAGGCCGAAUGACGCCCGGGCGGCCAAACACGCCCGCGGGAAGUUGGUGCUGUACGACCGGCCUCUCAAAAUAGAGACAGUGUACAUGAACAGACGUAGAAGCCGCUCCCCUGUUUCAAAAGACAGUUUCCCCCCUGGACAGAGGCAUCCGCACUCCCAGAGACCUCUCUCUCCCACUGGUUUGGGAUACAGAGAUUAUAGGUUACAGCAGCUGGCUCUAGGCCGCCUCCCCCCUCCUCCCCCUCACUUAAGAGAUCUGGAGAGAGACAGAGAGUUUUCAAUGUAUGAUGCUAGAAACAGACCCCCAUUUAUACCUGAAUGUGCUGUUUACCGUGAUGAGGACCUGAUGAGCCCUGUGGAUGAUCAGAGGGCAAACAGGACUUUGUUUCUGGGCAAUCUGGACGUCAGUGUGACGGAGAGUGACCUGAGAAGGGCGUUUGACAGGUUCGGAGUGAUAACAGAAGUGGAUAUAAAGAGGGCAGUGAGAGGCCAGAGCAGCACCUAUGGAUUCAUCAAGUUUGAAAAUCUUGACAUGGCUCAUCGUGCCAAAGUGGCAAUGUCAGGGAAAGUGGUGGGCCAUAACCCGAUUAAAAUCGGCUAUGGUAAACCUACGCCCACAACCAGGCUGUGGGUGGGGGGCCUUGGACCUUGGGUUCCACUCGAAGCACUGGCCAAGGAGUUUGACCGUUUUGGCACCAUCAGGACUAUAGACUACAGGAAAGGUGAAGUCUGGGCUUAUAUCCAGUAUGAAAGUUUGGAUGCUGCCCAGGCUGCAUGUACUCACAUGAGAGGCUUCCCUCUCGGGGGCCCUGACAGGAGACUCAGAGUUGACUUUGCGGACACAGAGCACCGUUACCAGCAGCAGCAGCAGUACAUGCAGCUGCCUCUCCCCCUGCCACACUAUGACUUAGUUCCUGACCCCUUUCCCCACCGUCUUACUGACUCAGCGAGAGUGAGAGAGAGGUCUCCUCCACUUCCUGCUCGCUUCAGAGACAGGGAUCUGUACUCCACUGCUGUAUGGCCUGGUCUUGGUGUCCAUGACAGGAUGAGAGGAGCAGGCUUUGAUCCCAUUGAUCAUCUUGAGAGGCGUUCCAGUGAGACCUGGUCAGCAGAGCGUGAGUUCCAAAGCCGAGAUCUAAACCGCAAACGGAGACAUUUGGAUGAUGGUGGCCGAAUGGAUCACUCACCAGACAUCAGUGACUAUAGUCUGCGCCGUCAUGGCAGCUCAUUAGAGCGCAGCCCCGGAGGGAGCAGCCGGGACGGGGGGCGCUACAGUGACCCUGAACGCCUGCCUCGGUCUGGCAGAGCCUCCCCUGUCAGAGAGCGUCAGGACACUGGUUUCGGAGAUAAGAGAAGAAAAACACUUAGCCCAGUUGAGCCGGACUCUAGCUCUGAGCGGGACCGCAAACGCAAAUCCACUGACUCAUCUAAGAGCCCAGCAAGAAAAGAGGAUCGCUUGGGACACUCUUCCUCCAAGUCUGGCCAGCAGUCUAAGUCGGCAGCUGGAGGCCAGAAGCUGAGUCAGGCCUGGCAGGGUGUCCUCCUGCUCAAGAAUAGCAGCUUUCCCACAUCACUGCACCUGCUGGAGGGCGACAUGGAGGUGGCUACCAGCCUGCUGAUGGAUGGAUCCACAGGGGAUAAAGUGUCCCAGCUGAAGAUCAGCCAGCGCCUGCGCCUGGACCAGCCCAAGCUGGAUGAGGUUUCUCGACGUAUCAAGGCCGCCAGCUCCAGUGGGUGCUCCAUCCUCCUGGCCGUGCCCAGGAAAUCUGAAGAUGGAGCAGUCCAGGACGCCAACAGCUCCACCGAGAGACCGCUGAAGAACCUGGUGUCCUACCUGAAGCAGAAGGAGGCGGCCGGCAUCAUCAGCCUCCCUGUGGGGGGCAGUCGUGACAAGGACCAUGGAGGAGUCCUUCACGCUUUCCCCCCAUGUGAGUUCUCACAGCAGUUCUUGGAUGCCUCUGCCAAAGCCUUUGCCAAAUCAGAGGAUGACUACUUGUUGAUGGUCAUUAUCAGAGGAGCAUCUUGAAAAAAAGUGCAAAUUAUGAAUCUGUGUUGUCAUGCUCAUUAACUGUCAAACUGUGAGCUGUUAAAACAUGGAGAAAGUAAUGGUAACAAAACAGAGUAACAGCUAGUCUGUUUCUCGUCCUGUUGAAGGUUUAUAGAAAUUAAAGUCGAAUUGAAUGAAUUGAAUACAUUUUGAUAAGUUGAUGAAUUUGAAUUUUUGGAGCAGGUUAGUUAUCAGAUAAACGUACAUUACUUGAAGGGUACUCUGAUCACAGUAGUUCAGAGCACUGCAAGCUACAGUGCUGUGAAUUGAUACUAUAUGUUGCCUUAUCACAUUACAAGCAAAAGAAUCUCAUUUUCUUUAUGUCCUUUCAUACGAUGCCUGCCUAUAAAAACAAAAGGAUUUAAAAUGCAAAACAUGGUAUUUAUGGCCUUCAAUUUAUCUGUACUCGACGUAGAUUUAACCGGUCAGCGUCAACAUGUUUGUAGUGCUAAAUUGUUGUGCAGCCAGUCUGUGAAAGAAUUCAGUCAAAAUAAUGUACAUAGAAAUUUUCGAUUCAUUACGGAAAUAUAUCUGUGUGCUCUGAAGCCUCACCCGUUGCUCAUUAAUAGGCACGUUCCAGAUGUGCACCUGUAUUACUUUUUGCUGACCGAGUAAACAUUUUGAGUAUUUCCUAUUCAAAGUUUCACAUGACAGAUUCUCUAUUUUGAUCAGUUUUGGUCAGUCUGGUUUAAAGUGAAAGAGACAUGUGGAAAAUAUGGGCUAUUUUUAUCUAAUCUAGUCUUGCAUAUGUCGAGAUGCACGCACACAUGCAAGCCUUAUGGUUUAUAGUGUAAUGAUAACAUUAAUGUCAGUGCUCCUUUCUGAGCCACGUCUGGACGUUAUGUGACAUUACAAGGCGAAAUGAAUGCUGUUUUUCUGUUUUCCAUCACUGGUACGUGCAUGUAGGGGUGAACACAAGCAGCAAGCACAUGUACAUUAUAAUGCAGUUCAGUACAAUAACCCUGCAAAGAAUACAGCUUUUGCAAAGGGGAUUGUGUUUAGUUUUUGUUGAAGUGAUGUUAGGGAAGAGAUUUUAAGCUCGGUUUCCUUUCUAGUUUCUCACCCAUAGGUGUUGGAUUGAACUGCAUUAUAUUAAAAGCUAAUAUUUAAGGCUGAUAAUUAGUGAUCAUUCAGGAAAGAAAAUAUUUGGUCCUUACAACAACAAAAUUACUGAAAAUAUCCAUAUUCUUCUAAGGUGAUGUUUUCAAAUUCCUUUUUAUGAUCCUCCCAACAGUCCAAACCCAAAAAAACAUUCAGUGUUAGAAAAGGACAAGCAGGAAAGCUGAAACCUUCAAAUGUGUAAUUUCAGCUCUAAAUAUCAUUACCACUGAGUUCAAUCAACAGCCCUCAGCUUGAACAAAACUGAAUGUUAAAGCAUGUGAAAAGCGAAUAGGCCUGUUUUGAAAGGCACUCUAUAAUACUGGGUUGCGUUUGUGUUCAUCCCUGUUAUAUUGUACUUCAAUUCAGUCACUCCUCUUAUGUUAUAAUCCACAAUCUACAAUAACUACCCCAACAAAGCAUGUACUGUUUAAAAAAAACUGAUGUUAUAACCUAUAAAUGAAGUGCUGUAUGUAUGCCAAGCGCAUCUCUAAUAACUGACCAGAAAAUAUUGCUAUGCUGUCAGUGGACUGUGAUUAAAAAAGAAACAAAACGUCUGAACGAAUUGGGAGGAGAGACAGCCGUCCUCCGGUGGCAUUACACUCCUGCAAAGGACUGUUAUGUUUUUCAUGCUUUGCUUUUUUUCUCAGUUCUGUGUUUCAAAUGGAGAGAAAAAAUGAUUUGUGUACUCAGGAUAUCUGGAGAGAGAAAUGGAAAGCAUCAGUACUCAUGGGCCUAAGAAGUAUACCUGUCAGAAAAAAAACGCAAAGUGCGACAUGCACUUGAUUUUGUCUCAAUAAAUUUACUCUUUCGUGGGAAACACUCGGAAGACAA